Molecule: messenger RNA, 4461 nt
Organism: Magallana angulata
Lineage: Eukaryota; Metazoa; Mollusca; Bivalvia; Ostreida; Ostreidae
Product: trifunctional purine biosynthetic protein adenosine-3-like
Exons: 21
Coding region: 142-3144 (1000 amino acids)
Biological process (GO): adenine biosynthetic process; 'de novo' IMP biosynthetic process
Cellular component (GO): cytosol
Molecular function (GO): phosphoribosylamine-glycine ligase activity; ATP binding; phosphoribosylglycinamide formyltransferase activity
Source: RefSeq, a predicted model, not a curated record
CAAAUAUCGACUUCCAGUUAUUUUCCCCGUUUUGUAACACGUGAGAAGUGCUUUCUAUGCAUUUAUCACACUGCAAAGUGACAGCUACAUCAACACUGACAGCUGUUUUAAAGUAUUUUACGUGAAUCUCACUAGGUUAUCAUGGCAACAGUUUUAGUACUAGGAGGGGGAGGCAGAGAACAUGCAUUGUUAUGGAAACUUACGCAAUCUGCAAAUGUCCGACAUGUUUAUGUGUCCCCCGGGAAUGCUGGAACAGAAAGCAGUCCCAAAACUAGCAAUGUGGUUCUCAAUCUGAAGAAGUUUGAGGAAGUGGUGGACUUUUGUAAGAGAGAGUCUGUGGCGCUGGUUGUGGUCGGUCCAGAGGACCCUCUGGCCGCCGGCAUAGCUGACCACCUAAACAGUCAAGGAAUCCCCUGUUUUGGCCCCAGUGCUAAGGCUGCCCAGAUAGAGGCUAGUAAGGAGUUCUCUAAAGAGUUCAUGUCCAGACAUAACAUUCCUACGGCCAGAUUCCGCAGCUUUCGUGACCCCAGUGAAGCGUGUCAACACAUCAACAAUGCCGACUACCCUGCCCUAGUGGUGAAGGCCAGUGGGCUGGCAGCAGGGAAGGGUGUGGUUGUGGCCCAGUCAAGGGAGGAGGCCUGCCAAGCCGCUAGGGACAUGCUUAAUAAUAAGCUGUUUGGUGCCGCAGGGGAGACAAUUGUAGUGGAGGAGCUCCUGACAGGUGAUGAAGUGUCGUGCCUGGCUUUCUCUGAUGGAACCACUGUAGCCAUGAUGCCCCCAGCUCAGGACCACAAACAGCUGAACAAUGGAGACAGUGGACCCAACACUGGGGGGAUGGGAGCCAUCUGCCCUUAUCCAAUGAUAUCAGAAACAGACUUGGAUACAGUCAGACAGGCAGUGCUACAGAGAGCUGUGGAUGGGAUGAAGAAGGAGGGAUUCCCUUUUGUGGGUGUGCUGUAUGCUGGGAUCAUGCUCACAAGUUCUGGACCCAAAGUCCUGGAGUUUAAUUGCCGGUUUGGUGACCCAGAAACUCAGUCUAUUUUGCCACUACUGGAGUCGGACCUGUAUGAGAUUUGCCUUGCCUGUGUGGAGGGAACUCUCCAUCAGCAUCUCCCUCAGUUCACGCGUGACCUGUACACAUCAGGGGUGGUCCUGGCCAGUGGGGGUUACCCCGGGGGGUACAAGAAAGGGUUACCCAUCAGUGGUAUAGAUGGGGUGGAGAAGAUGGGCCCUCGAGUUCUAGUGUUUCAUGCAGGGACUACUAAGCAGGAACAAAGCAUUGUCACUAGUGGGGGGCGUGUCCUUGCUGUCGUAGCAAUGAACUCUGACCUCCAGUCAGCAUGCACAGAUGCUCAGCGGUGGGCAGGUUUCAUUCAGUUUGACGGCGCCUAUCACAGAUCUGACAUAGGAUUCAGGGUCCUGGAGAGGAAGCCUCUAUCUAGAAUGACAUAUCUUUCUUACCGAGAUGCUGGUGUUGAUAUAGAAGCUGGGAACAGCUUGGUCAAGGCAAUCCAGCCAUUGGCUAAAGACACUCAGAGAUCAGGAUGUGACGCUAGUCUAGGUGGCUUCGGUGCUUUGUUUGACAUCAAGGCUGCUGGAUUUAGGGACCCUAUACUGGUGUCAGGAACAGAUGGAGUAGGGACCAAACUCAAGAUUGCCCAGGAUAUGGGAAAACAUUCCACAAUUGGUAUAGAUCUGGUGGCAAUGUGUGUGAAUGACAUUUUAUCGCACGGUGCAGAGCCGCUGUUCUUUCUGGACUACUUUGCCACAGGUCGCCUGAAUGUGGACGUAGCUAAAGAAGUCAUCAGAGGGAUCUCCACUGGGUGUAAACAGGCCAACUUUGCCCUAGUGGGUGGAGAAACUGCCGAGAUGCCUGGGAUGUACCAAGGAGAGGACUAUGAUUUGGCAGGAUUUGCAGUAGGAGCAGUUGAAAGAGGCCAACUACUUCCCAGAAUGCAACAGAUUCAAGAGGGAGAUAACCUGAUUGGGCUGCCCUCUAGUGGUCUACAUAGUAAUGGGUUCAGUUUGGUGCGUAAAGUAAUGGAAAGAAUUGGGCUUGGCUAUGACGCUCCUUCCCCCUUCAACAAUGGAAAGACUCUUGGAGAAGAGUUUCUGAUGCCAACAAGAAUUUAUGUGAAGGAGGUAUUGCCUUUGAUGCAUCAGGGUCAUGUGAAAGCUUUUUGUCACAUCACAGGGGGAGGUUUGAUGGAGAAUCUUCCACGUGUUUUGCCAGGAAACCUGAAGGCUCAGAUUGAUGCCGGGUUGUGGUCCGUACCUCCAGUGUUUGGCUGGCUGGCUCAUAAAGGAAACAUCCAGGCCUCUGAGAUGAGUCUCACAUUCAACUGUGGAAUUGGAGGUGUUCUGGUUGUAGACAAAUCCGUGACAGAAACCGUUCUCCAACAACUAGUGACCUCGGGACUAACAGCCUACGUCAUUGGGAGACUCUGUGAAAAACAAGGUGAAAGGAGGGUAGUGAUUGAGAAUCUACAGCUCGCCUUGACCAAUUCAUGGAAAGCCCCAAGUGUCUCCCGCAAAAGAAGAGUUGGAGUGCUCAUCUCAGGAUCAGGAACCAACCUUCAGGCUUUGAUUGACAGUACUAAUGGAGUAAACAACAACUGCUCCUCGGAGAUUGUCCUAGUGAUCUCAAACAAGGCUGGGGUACAGGGCAUCGAGCGCGCUCAGAAAGCAGGAAUUCAAACUCAAGUUAUAAACCACAAAGAGUUUGGGAGUAGGGAGGAGUUUGAUAUGGAGGUGGACAGAUGUCUGAGGAAAGCCGGGGUGGAGAUUGUCUGUCUGGCAGGCUUCAUGAGGAUUCUGUCUGGAGAGUUUGUAAGGAAGUGGAGAGGACACAUGUUAAACAUUCACCCCUCCCUGCUGCCUGCCUUUAAGGGGCACAACGCCCAUGAACAAGUCAUCGCAGCAAGAGUUCGAAUCUCUGGUUGCACUGUCCACUUUGUAGAGGAGGAAGUGGAUGCAGGCGCCAUAGUUGUACAGGAGUCGGUACCUGUGUAUCCCAGGGAUACCGUCGCCUCAUUGGCUGAGAGGGUGAAGACGGUAGAGCAUAAAGCCUUUCCGCUCGCGCUGGAGCUAGUGGCAAGUGGGCAAGCCACUCUGAAGGACGGGGUCAUAGAGUGGAGUCAGUGAGACACAGGCCAAAGACAACAAGAGAAAGAAACUGUUUCAUCACACAUAUACUCAGUGCUUCAUGUAUUUGUACUGCAUCGAAUCAAUCAUGAUAAUAACAGAUUUCUCUUUAAAUUGAUUUAAAGGAAUUCAGAAGAUGCUUACAAGUUUCUAGUAUUUUUAAAAUUAUUCAGACUGCUUUAAAUAUACAUGUACAUGUAUGCAUAAUUUCUCUCACUUGUUUAUUAAGGAGAUGUUGUUUUUGAACAAAAAAUUUUGUAUUCAUUGUUGUUAAACCACUUCUGAUUUGUUUUGUUACAAUUUUCAUUCAUCUAGUAUUAAUGUUUUGACUUCUUAUACAAUGUAUGAAUGCUUGUCAUUAUCUAUGAAUGUUUAGGAUUUUUCUAAACAAUGCACCUUAACCUUAGGCUUUGAAUAGGACAGUGACCUUAAAUCUGGAUUGUGAAAAUAACCAUAGAUCUGGGUUGUGACAAUGUCAUUAGGACUGGGUUGUGACAAUGACCUUAGAGCUGGGUUGUGACAAUGACCUUACAUCUGGGUUGUGAAAAUGUUCUUAGAUCUGGGUUGUGACAAUGACCUUACAUCUGGGUUGUGACAAUGACCUUGGAUCUGGGUUGUGACAAUGACCUUACAUCUGGGUUGUGACAAUGACCUUACAUCUGGGUUGUGACAAUGUCCUUAGAUCUGGGUUAUGACCAUGACCUUACCUUAGAUCUAUGUUGUGACAAUGACCUUAGAGUGAGUUGUAACCAUGAUUUAAGCCUAUAUCUAUUUGUAAUAUGUGUAUUAAAAAUAUAUUUAGACAUAAUACUCAGAAACUUUUAAGUUAAACUUUGAGUUGAUAUUUGUAUUACUAAAGAAACACCUUUGUUGAGUGAGUUUGGAACUGCCAUAAUUCUGCUGCGAGUAAUUGUGUUUAGUUAAAUGUAUUGUUGUUAAUUGUAACAUGGAUAUAAACAUAUUUACAACAACCAGUGCUUACAAUUCUUUAAAGUGCCAUAUUUUACCUUAAUUGAUAUGUACAAAAAGAUUUAUUUUUUUGUUUUGCUUACAAUGUUAAAAUGCUUGUUGAUUUAAAAACGUGAGUGGGAAAACCCUGCAAUUUGUCUUCAUGUAAAUGUUUCCAGUUAAAUGGUAGGCAGUUAUAAGUAACUUUGAUAUAAACCUAUUUACAAGAAUUAGUGCUUAUUAAACAUGAAGUGCCAUAUUUCAAUACAUUCAUUGAUGAACAAUGUGUACAAAGAGAUUUAUUUUUCCUAUCAGCGCAUCUUGUUAUACAUUUGUAUUACUUAUUGAUUAAAAAGAUGUGUAGUUAUA